GUAUGGAUUCCAUAUUGAUUUACGCUCAAAUCCAAAUGUGGUGUGCAAAGGCAGGAAUGUCUAAGCUACGAGCUGCAUUCAUUGAAACAAUAAUGGGAAACCAGGAAGCUAAACUUCAGCUCUAUUUUAGCACUGGGAAGAUCAAAGCUUUGCAGCUAAACAAUAAUAUUAAAAGUGUGGUCCUUGGAACCUAUAGUGAAGACCAGAAUUACCUAAAUUUAACUUUUAAAAAUAACGAUUUCUUGUUUGUUGAGGAACUAACCACCAUAUAUGCCAGACAGCUGAAGAAAUUCCUAGACAGAGUUCAUCAAAGAAAUCUUCGGGCAUUACGGAGAAAGAAUAAGGAGAGAUCUGGUGGUCCUAACACAAGCACCCAGGAACCAAACAGUAAGUGCGUCAAAUCAGCCAAAAAAAGUAGAGCACCAGUGCUUGAUGAGAUGCCUUUGUCUUCAUCUUCAUCAACCACACCUAAUAGCGCAGGGGUCUCAGAAAAACAACCUGUAAAGAAGAAAAGAUCCUCACGUAAUUCAGAACAGAAGGCAACAGAGAACAUCCAACAGGGCAGCAGUAAGAAAUCUGAGGCAAAGUCAGUGGUGGCUGUACAUGAUAAUAAAGAAAAAGAAAGGGAUUUAAGAGAGGCAGAAAAGAGCAAACCAGGAUUGGGCUUUUCAUCUGAGACCAACAAUCCCAAGGAGUCUGAUUUGAGUGUUCGUGGUAUUCAUGAUCUCCUUACAGAAUUAUUUUCGCCACUUCUGUUGGAACCAUGUUCUAUGGCGAAAGGCAUAGAGUGGCAGUGGCAUGAGUAUAUAAAGACACUCUUACUGUACCCAGAAAAAGCAUGGCAAGGCCUGCCCAAUGUGGGAAAUACCUGUUACAUAAACGUAGUAUUACAGUCGCUGUGCGCAGUUCCACUGUUUGUUAAUGAGUUGUUCAAUCAGGGUUUCCCAUGGAUUAGACCUCCCAGAGAUGAUUUUAACAUGCGCUUGAUGCAACUGCUGGUUCUGAAAGAUAUUUACAAUGCAAAAACUAGGGAGACGUUACUUAUAAAUUUUACAAAAGUCCUUCCACAAUUUGGAGAGAUAUUUACUGCUCACAGGCAGAAUGACGCGCAUGAGUUUUUAAGUCUCUGUUUAGUUCAGUUGAAGGAAGCUGUUCAAAAAUUAACCGUAGUGUGGCAAGCUGAAAAUGAAUCUGGGAGAAAUAAUUUACUUAGACAGAUUUUUGCUAACCAUGAUAUUAUGGACAAAAUGCCUUUUUGUCCUGUUGCCAAUAAUUUCGAAUUUGAGUUGAUGAGAUCUAUUUUUUGUAAAGCUUGUGGCCUGGUUGUUCACAGGAAAGAACAGGGUAGUUAUCUCUCCGUCAGCAUUCCUCAAGGACUGAAAGGUCUCAACUUGUCUAUCCAAUCCAGUUUUGAUCAUUUUUUUAAAGCAGAAGAACUUGAGCAUAGAUGUGAGAGGUGUAUGCACAACAGAUCUAUGGCAGUGCAUAAGUUUGGCCGCCUACCCAGGGUUAUUAUUAUUCACCUUAAGCGCUAUAGCUUUAGUGAGUCGCGGGUAGUGAAGAAGAAUGAGCAACACGUCAUUAUUUCCAAAAUUUUAAAGCUGUCUUAUCAUUGCAAUGAAAACACAAAGCCCCCUCAGCCCAUUAGCCAAAAUGCACAUGUUAAGGAUUUUGACUUACUAAAACCCCUUCAAGAGUUGAGUCCCGAAAUACUCAAAGGGUCAUUUCAUUCAAUGAUGACCUCAGGACCCAAGGAUUCCUCAACUGUAAACACCAGCUCAAACAAGGAGUCAGAAGCACAAAAUGUAAGGAGAGUCUCUAACGUGUUGAGUGGGAAAGUGAAGCAGGAAGAUCAGGGAAAGGGUGCCACACAAAAUGUAAGUGGGUCAAAAUUGACAAAGGAGACAAAGAAACAUAAGAAAGCACGUACAUCUAGUGAGUUAGAUUCUGGUAGCUUCAGCAAGGCUACUAAAGAUAACGAUCUCAGAAUUCCAGAAAGAUCCCCAAAGUACCAACAGGUUCAAAAACGUCAGAAACAGAGAAAUGGUAAACAGACCUCCCGAGAGGCAGUUACUCAGAGCCAUCCAAAACCAAGCUCCCAGGAACAAAUAGGUUGCUCCAGUAAAGCUGCUGAGUCACAUACCAAGAGUGGCAAUGUGAAGUUACAGGGCUCACUAGACUCCAGUAAGAACUUAGGAAGCAAAGAUAGUUCAGGUAAGAAGACAAAGCUAAGAGGCAAGGUGGAACCCCAAACGGUUGAUCCAAAAGAAGACAAUCAUUACAGGCUCAUUAAUAUUAUCAGUCAUAUUGGGAGCAGUCCCCAUGGAGGCCACUAUAUUAAUGAUGCCUUUGACUUCAGGAAUAAGAAUUGGUUCACUUAUAGUGAUCCGCAUGUGACAAAAAUACAAGAGGAGCUUAUACAGAAGGCUAGGCUUUCAACUGGGUAUGUCUUCUUUUACAUGCAUAAUGAGAUCUUCGAAGAGCUCUUGGCAAAGGAAUCUCAGGCUUCUAAAACGUCAUAGGAGUAAUAUGAGGGACAUAGUCUUAUAGUACCUAUCUACCCGAAUGCCUUACUAACUUAAACUAGAUUGAGAAGAACAGAUACUUGGCCCAAGACCAGCAUCUCAACAAACAUUUACAGAGAAAUCACCUUUGUAACUCUAACCAUAUUAAUUCCAUAAUUACUGUUGAUGCUAAUGAGUGUUCUUCUCUCAUACAAGACUGGAACUGUUUUUUAUGCUUUUUGUCAAAAAAUAGACUUAUUGAUAGUGAAGUUUUCAGUAUUCUCUACAGAAGAUGUAUAACCCAGGGUUGUCUUUAUACUGAUAAAAGUGCCUUGUUUUCCUGCGGUCAUAAACAUUCUACUAAAAGAGGUACAUUUUUUCUUGUUUCAAUGUUCAUUCUUGCAUGAUCACCAUAAUAAGUUAUAAUGAAAAAGCUCUUACAUAAUCAGAAGGAAAAAGCUCACAUCCAGAUAACCAAAGGUUCAGGAGAAUCUACCUAGCACUGUUAGCCCAGCCUGGUGCUUCUAUCUUGCUGACUGUUUGAAAUGGUUUGGAAUCCCUGUCCCCUCCCAGCUUUCUUACAAUGGAGAUCACUAAAUGGUGGCACCUGGAGUGAAGAGAGAAGAAAACAUUUUAUGUCCACAGAUGUUGGCUAGCUCUCUGGUUAACCGCUUACUGGCUGCAGCCCUUUCUAGUUCUAGGUCCCUGGCUUGGUUAAGGUGUCUGGUUUCCUUCUUGGCUCCAGUGCCAGCUCCUCCACUACUCUCUUUAACUCUUCAUCAGAAACAGCAGCACCAGCCACAAUACUACUGAGAUUUUGAGCCAGAGGAAUUCUUCGUCUCGUCAGUUAUGUUUUCCGAAAGCUGGAUUUCCUUCACUACAGAUUCUUCCUCAUUUGCUGCAAAGGUGCUGCUCCCGCGUCUGUCCCCACAGUCUGAGCAUGGACCCACAAGCACAUUAAGGCCCAAAUAGACGCCUAGAUUCUUCCCUUGCCCAAAAGGAGCAAGGCCACGACCCCUACCUUUUAUAUCCUAAUGCUGUGGUUUUAAGAGUGGGGCCUGAUCAACACCACCAGGAAGACAGGACCUCCUGGGCUCUUCUGAAGACUUCCUAAUCCCCAAAUUUAGAACAGGGCUCUUCUGAAGACUUCCUAAUCCCCAAAUUUAGAACAGAGGACAGCAAUCCAAUUGAGGCUGUAAUGUUCAGUUAGGUUUAGAGUCACUGCUUUUGUAUGUAGAAUAUAUUUUUUGGCUUGUUAUGUUAAUGUAUUUGGGUUGCUUGUUACAUAGAAGGUAUUUAUAGCCUUUUUAUUUCUAUUAUAUAUGCCUUUCCUAUGAAAACCCAGAAAUGUUCUUACUAGUUUGGUUUUGUAAAAAAAAAUACUGGGAUUACACCAACUGUAUUCAGCUGAUUCCUGGCACUAAGCAGUAAAUGUGACUGAACUUUCGAAUCCCCUGGACAUGUGUAGAUGAUACUGGACACCAAACAAGUCUUCAUAUUCCGCUAAACCCCCCUUUUCUUUGGUAUCAAAGACGCUGGGUAUCCUCAGACUUUGAUCUUGAGGAUGGAGAAGCUGAUUUGUGCUCAAGGAAUUGACAUGUUUUCCUGUUUGUCAGCUAGCAAGUUACCUGCUGGAUUUUGGUGAUCUGAGCCCACUUCACCAUUUUGAUCUCAGAAGGGCACUUGAGUUACAUCAAAGGAGUUUUGUUUACCAGAAUUCGAUCUGCAAAACUGGACAGUUUUGUGCAUUCAACAUUAGAAGAGGAACUGUGGAUUUCUUUUUCAUCUUUGUAGCAUGGUAUUCUCUUUCUUGGAUGAAUACAUAGUUCCUGCUUAAAAGUGGACUUGUAAGACCUGAAAAACCUAAUUUGAGCAACAAGCUUUUGAUAUAACAUAAAAAAAUGUCUCUGGAGAUGAUCUGAUGUGUGGAGAAAGUCACGUGCAUCCUAGGCAUGGUGAUAUUCUAUAAACAUUCAGUAAUCAUACUUAAUUCUUCUAAUACCAAA
Molecule: messenger RNA, 4510 nt
Organism: Alexandromys fortis (reed vole)
Lineage: Eukaryota; Metazoa; Chordata; Mammalia; Rodentia; Cricetidae
Gene: Usp26
Product: ubiquitin specific peptidase 26
Exons: 1
Coding region: 3-2522 (839 amino acids)
Biological process (GO): protein deubiquitination
Molecular function (GO): cysteine-type deubiquitinase activity
Source: RefSeq, a predicted model, not a curated record